This is a messenger RNA of Periophthalmus magnuspinnatus, 2701 nucleotides long. Its product is annotated as guanine nucleotide-binding protein G(i) subunit alpha-2-like. Gene Ontology annotation, biological process: gamma-aminobutyric acid signaling pathway; adenylate cyclase-modulating G protein-coupled receptor signaling pathway. Gene Ontology annotation, molecular function: G protein-coupled receptor binding; G-protein beta/gamma-subunit complex binding; GTP binding. NCBI's taxonomy places the organism in Eukaryota, Metazoa, Chordata, Actinopteri, Gobiiformes, Gobiidae. Gene Ontology annotation, cellular component: heterotrimeric G-protein complex. The coding region runs from base 537 to 1604 and encodes 355 amino acids. The record is from RefSeq and is a predicted model, not a curated record. The transcript is spliced from 10 exons.
GGAGGUGACACGCUCGGCUCACUGCAAAGAGAGCUGUGUCCUGUGGAGGGGAACUUCUGUGGCGCUCCGGGUGUGGCUUCAAACGUGAGAAAUCUCCAAGAAUGCGCUAACAGAGGUGCGGACUUUAACGAGGCAAAUAGACCACCGGGGGACAAGUUUAACUGAGAGUGAAUGUCAUUUUCCUUGAAAGUUUAACCCGCUGGACAACUUUGAGCCACUUGAAGAGGACCAAUGCUGGGUUGUUGACGUUCCUACCUUCUACCACGGACUAUCACUGGGUUGAAAAUCAGUCUGGCAUCGCUGGAGUGAACCGCUUUUUCAUGCUUUUUGCGCGCUGCCUCUGAUGAGUGGAUUUUGUCACGUUAUUUGACGCUCUUGAAAAAGGGAAGUUGUCGCCUAUAGCUCGACAACUUCUGCCCUAGCUGCGAUUGACCAGAAAAACAGGGCUACCCGAGUCGGUUGGUCCAUUUUAUACUUUUUUUUUCUCCUUGGGUAUUUUCCACUUAACCGCAGACCUGAAGCGCGCACUGGGAACCAUGGGUUGUACGGUCAGUCAGGAAGACAAGGCGGCGGCGGAGCGGUCGAAAAUGAUUGACAAAAACUUACGAGAGGAUGGAGAAAAAGCAGCGAGGGAAGUCAAACUGCUGCUGCUCGGUGCUGGAGAGUCGGGCAAGAGCACCAUUGUGAAGCAGAUGAAGAUUAUCCACGAGGAUGGGUACUCAGAGGAGGAGUGUAAACAGUACAAAGCUGUGGUCUACAGUAACACCAUCCAGUCCAUCGUCACCAUCCUCAAAGCCAUGGACCACCUCAAGAUCGACUACGAGGACCCGGCUAGAGCGGACGAUGCACGGCAGUUGUUCGCGCUCUCCUCCACAGCAGAGGAGCAGGGGUCGAUGCCCGAAGAACUGGCCAACGUCAUCAAGCGUCUUUGGGCUGAUGGAGGGGUGCAGAGCUGCUUCACACGGGCCAGAGAGUACCAGGUCAACGACUCCGCUCCAUAUUACCUGAACGACCUGGAGAGGAUAUCCAGACAGGACUACAUCCCGACACAGCAGGACGUGCUCAGGACCAGGGUGAAGACCACAGGCAUCGUAGAGACUCACUUCACCUUUAAGGACCUGCACUUCAAGAUGUUUGACGUUGGCGGUCAGCGUUCAGAGAGGAAGAAGUGGAUCCACUGUUUUGAAGGAGUCACGGCCAUAAUCUUCUGUGUGGCCAUGAGCGCGUACGACCUGGUGCUGGCGGAGGACGAGGAGAUGAACCGUAUGCACGAGAGCAUGAAGCUGUUUGACUCCAUCUGUAACAACAAGUGGUUCACUGAGACGUCCAUCAUCCUGUUCCUCAAUAAGAAGGACCUUUUUGAGAAGAAGAUCCAGCACAGCCCUCUGACCAUCUGCUUCCCCGAGUACACUGGGCCUAACACCUACGAGGACGCCCAGGCCUACAUCCAGGCCAAGUUUGUGGAUCUGAACCGGAGGAAGGACACAAAGGAGAUCUACCCUCACUUCACCUGUGCCACAGACACCAAGAACGUGCAGUUUGUGUUCGACGCUGUCACCGACGUCAUCAUCAAGAACAACCUGAAGGACUGCGGCCUCUUCUAAAGCACCACACAAACACAGAUUACUUGAACAGUUGAUAUUGAUGGGGAACCCGUGCACUGGCUCCAGCUCCGAUCUCCACUUUUUCUAAAGAGACUGAGACCAACCCUGCACCACACACACAUUUAAGACCGUAUUUUAUUAUUUUAUUCUUUUAUUUCUCUAGACGACGUGAAAGAGGAAGGAUUUUAUAUAUAUACCGUGCAUUCAUUUUACCUUUACCUUGAUGUGCAAAUUAUUCAACUUUUAAUCAUGUUAUUUUUUAAAUAGAGAAAGAAGAAGCGCAGACAUGGGACAUUGUAACGUUUCAAUGAAAUAUUAAUGUGUUUUUAUAUAAUGUUUACAAAAAAUCAUAGUUGACCAUCUUCUAUUGUGCAUAAGAGGAAUUGGAGCAGACAUUUUCUGCACAAAAUGAUCCAACAUUCCAAUAAAAAUAUUUAGAAAAGAAUUUAUGAAAAAUGUCAGUUGAUACGUUGCAGCUGGCGUCAUCAACAUUCUCUGGGGGUGUGAAGCUAACUGGAGGCACUGCCCUGUCUGAAGCUAUGUUACUCAAGUUGGACUUAAAUCUGAGCUUUGUUUUAACUCAAUCUGACAACUUCUGACAAAUCAGACAACAUAUUUGGUUUGCUAAUAUGUGCAUUGUGUCACCGCGGAACUUUCUGCCUUAGACAUAGAUGCAGUACACCCCCAGCAUGAUGUCACUGCAAAGUAUCAAUUAUAUUUCAAGUGUGUAUAAUUUUAAUAGCAUCAUUAUUUUUCCAUUUCUGUUGCAGUAUGUUGUGCCUUGACUUCAGUUUACAAUGACUCCUAAUGUAUAUUCCCUGUAGUACUGUCUGACCUACUGCUCUAUAUACAUUUUAGUCCUCCAUUUUUCUGCUUAGCACCUAUCAAUCCAGCAUAGUGAUUAUUAAUGAGACGACAUCUAAUUCAGAAAAAAAAAUGGUUAGUGUUUUUGGUAAAUAUUAAAUGUUUAAAGUCCGUUUAUGGUUUAAUUUAAAUAAAACUAGAGAUCACCUGCAGUUGUUUGACUUUACUCUCAUUGUGUUGUAUACAUACUUUGUACACUGAAUUCUGAUCAUGUAUUAAAAUGCUCAACUUUG